This is a messenger RNA of Onychomys torridus (southern grasshopper mouse), 1410 nucleotides long. RefSeq names its product decapping mRNA 2 (gene Dcp2). The record is from RefSeq and is a predicted model, not a curated record. Gene Ontology annotation, cellular component: cytoplasm; P-body. Gene Ontology annotation, molecular function: 5'-(N(7)-methylguanosine 5'-triphospho)-[mRNA] hydrolase activity; manganese ion binding; RNA binding. The transcript has 11 exons. Gene Ontology annotation, biological process: nuclear-transcribed mRNA catabolic process, nonsense-mediated decay; deadenylation-dependent decapping of nuclear-transcribed mRNA. NCBI's taxonomy places the organism in Eukaryota, Metazoa, Chordata, Mammalia, Rodentia, Cricetidae. The coding region runs from base 134 to 1405 and encodes 423 amino acids.
CCCUCGCCUCGGCCCAGCCUCGGGGUCCGGGCAGAGGGUUCCAGUGUCCUCGGGCCGGAGUCUCCGUGCUGUUUGCUCUACGGUGCCGGCUGCGCGGAGCCGGGAUGCGCUGCGCCUGCUGCGGGUCCUCAGCAUGGAGACCAAACGCCUGGAGAUUCCCGGCAGCGUCCUGGACGAUCUCUGCAGCCGAUUUAUUUUGCAUAUUCCCAGCGAGGAAAGAGACAAUGCAAUCCGAGUUUGCUUCCAGAUCGAACUGGCCCAUUGGUUUUACUUGGAUUUUUACAUGCAGAACACACCAGGAUUACCUCAGUGUGGGAUAAGAGAUUUUGCCAAAGCUGUCUUCAGUCAUUGUCCUUUUCUGCUGCCACAAGGUGAAGAUGUGGAAAAAGUUCUGGAUGAAUGGAAGGAAUAUAAAAUGGGAGUACCCACCUAUGGUGCGAUCAUUCUUGAUGAGACACUCGAGAAUGUACUGCUGGUUCAGGGGUACCUGGCAAAAUCAGGCUGGGGGUUUCCAAAAGGAAAAGUAAAUAAAGAGGAAGCACCCCACGACUGUGCCGCUAGAGAGGUCUUCGAGGAAACUGGUUUUGAUAUAAAAGACUAUAUUUGUAAAGAUGAUUACAUUGAACUUCGAAUCAAUGACCAGCUUGCUCGUUUGUAUAUCAUUCCAGGAGUUCCAAAAGACACAAAAUUUAACCCCAAAACCAGAAGAGAAAUUAGGAACAUUGAGUGGUUCUCCAUUGAGAAAUUGCCCUGUCAUAGAAAUGAUAUGACUCCCAAGUCCAAGCUUGGCUUGGCACCGAAUAAGUUUUUUAUGGCCAUUCCCUUUAUCAGACCACUAAGAGACUGGCUGUCUCGAAGAUUUGGAGAUUCCUCAGACAGUGACAACGGUUUUUCUUCAACUGGUAGCACACCAGCUAAACCCACUGUGGAAAAAUUGAGUCGAACAAAGUUCCGCCACAGCCAGCAGCUGUUUCCCGAAGGUUCUCCAAGUGACCAGUGGGUAAAGCACAGGCAGCCUCUGCAGCAGAAGCCGCACAGCAACCAUACGGAAGCCUCGCCAGACCCUUCCAAAGCAAAGAAUCAAAAUAUGAGAGGGAAUGGCAGAAAACAGUAUCAAGAUUCACCUAAUCAAAAGAAGAGAACAAACGGAGUUCACAGUCAACCAGCAAAGCAGCAGAAUCCCUUGAUGAAAUGUGAAAAGAAGCUGCAUCCACGAAAACUUCAGGACAACUUUGAGACAGAUGCCGUGUAUGACUUGCCUUGUUCUGGUGAAGACCCAUUGGCAGAACAUGUUGAGGGACCCUCUGUGGCAUGUAACGGACAUUGCAAGUUCCCAUUUUCAUCCCGGACCUUCCUGAGUUUCAAAUUUGACCAAAAUGCUAUAAUGAAAAUCUUGGACCUUUGAUCGCA